Messenger RNA from Trichoplax adhaerens, 2619 nucleotides. RefSeq lists its product as uncharacterized. Lineage: Eukaryota; Metazoa; Placozoa; Uniplacotomia; Trichoplacea; Trichoplacidae. The transcript has 28 exons. The record is from RefSeq and is a predicted model, not a curated record. Gene Ontology annotation, cellular component: cytoplasmic vesicle; ESCRT I complex. Gene Ontology annotation, biological process: regulation of Rab protein signal transduction. Gene Ontology annotation, molecular function: protein binding. The annotation marks the transcript as partial.
AUGGCGUAUCAAUCAAGAAGAGCACAACGUAUUGCCGAUUAUUUUGUUAUGGUAGGAUUGCAAAAUACAGACAGCCCGAUGCAAGAACGUGAAUGUAAUGAGACUUUAGGCAAUACCGUUGUCCCCAGGCCUACUGAACCCAUCACCGAUAUUACUGUUAUUUGUAGAAGUGUUGGAGAAGAUGUACCUCCAGGUUAUACCUGCGUAGAAAAUACUUUAAGUGGGUAUGCUGCUGAUCUCAAUUAUGGUAGCUUCCGCGGCUUUUCUUAUUACCUUUGCUUCCGUCGUGGCACCGAUGAACCUCCUAUAACCGAUAUUAGUGUUUACUAUGGUGGUAAAGAGAAACUACCUAGUGGCUAUCAAAUAGUUAAGACGACGGCAUAUGGGAGAUCAGCAGAUUUGAAUUAUAAGUCUAAGCCGUCCACAUUCUUGGCAUUUCGCCGUGCCGCUUCAGCUGGUGGACAUAAUCAGUUAGCAAUUACAAGUAUUGGUGUUGUACUCAGCAGCAAGGGAGAAAGUCCACCGCAUACAUUCCAUAUAGUAAAAAGAUGUCUUAACAAAAGCAUUAUUGGAUCUGAAGUUCAUCUUUGCUACAAUAAAGCCAUAGUACAAGCUCGUUCAAUUCGCUACAAAGCAGACGUACUAAGUCGAUACCCUUUAAAGGAUCAUAGCUGGUUUGCUCUGCCAGAUAGUGUUGUUUUAUUUUGUCUGCCUAUGGGAGCUGUUGUUGAGUAUUGGUCAGACCAUGCCGUUCAUCCAUUACCGAUGUUUUCAACGUUUGCUCUAACUCAGGAAUCGGGUGAUAAGGUAUAUGGUGCUGCUGUAACAUUUUAUGAACAAUUACCGUCUGAUAUGUGGACACCAUAUAUGGAACGAGUUUUUAAGAAAUCCGAUCCUAAGCAAGCCUAUGCGACUAAGUGUAUUUGUCUUCUAUCUCAUUGGCCUUUUUUUGAUACUUUUCGGUGGUUUUUACGUAAUCUUUAUAGAAUAUCUGUAUCUGCACAAACUGAGAUUCCAAUCGAAAGGUAUGUAACCCAUUUUAUGGAUGCUGUACCAUUUCCACCACCCGAUCGACCACAGAUAUUGUUGCAGAUGGGUCAUGAAAAGCAUUAUUUGCAAAGGCCUGUCGAUUCUCCUUUACCAUUAAGUGGUGCUUCCUUUAUUAAUUUCUUACGCUGCCUGGGACCUGAAAAUAGUUUAACAUUGCUAUGUUUAGCUUUGACGGAGCAAAAGAUUCUUUUACACUGUCGCCGACCGGCAUUAUUGACAAGCGUAGCUGAAGCGCUCACUUCAAUUAUAUUCCCAUUCGAAUGGCAGUGUCCUUAUAUUCCUCUGUGUCCGGUCAAAUUAGCUGAUGUUCUUAAUGCACCAUGUCCAUUUAUUGUCGGCAUUGAUUCUAAGUAUUUUGAUCUUUACCGACCACCUCUUGAAUUAACAUGUGUCGAUUUAGAUACAAAUACGAUAUCAUAUGGGGCAGAGAAAAGGGCUAUCACUUGGAAAAUAUUACCAAAGAAAUACGCAGACGUGGUCCUUAAACAGCUUAGAAGGAUUCAUCAGCAGUUACUGCAGUCAUUAGAGAAUCAAGGCAACUUAGAUAGUUUAAGUUAUGCCGUUGAUAUUGCGCCUUUAGAAUACGAUGUGACGAUCAAGCGAAAAUUGAGAUCGAUUAGCUCAAAUAUACAGCAUAUAUUUUUAGCGAUACAAGCGAUAUUAUUGCGUGGCUACAAGCGAUUUUUGCUACCCAUAACGAAAUCGCCAUCUUCAGAUGUAUACGAUGCUAGAUCAUUGUUUGAUUUUGAAGGUUUUCUGAAAAGUAGAUCUAGUGGAGCAAAGAAAUUUUUUUCUCAAUUAGUCAAAACUCAGUUAUUUACGCGAUUCAUAGAGCAGAGAUCAUUUGUGUCCCCUGUCGAUGUCCAAUUUGCAUUUUUUGAUGACUAUAUCAACAAGGUUGAGAAUGGUAUUUCCCUUACGGAGUUAGACGACCAUAAGCAAAAAAACUACACAACCUUAGUCAUUCCAUCGCCAGAUACGGAAGGACUUCCAGAAAAUAAAAAAUACGAGUACUCAUCAUUUCCUGCACUAGAUGAGUCGCUCCUGGUUCUGCCUACGAAAUGUCAAGACUAUCAGUUAGAUUUGAUGUACUCGCCGCAAAUACGAGGAAAUUUAUUACGUUCACAAGCAGAAAGGGAAGAAGCUGCUGAGAUCGCCAGAAAACAGUCGAAAAGUCCGCUACUUUGGGCAAAAUACUUAUUAAGAAGUUGCUAUACUAUUUGGUUCAUGUAUCUUCCUGCUUACGUGAAGGUUCAAUCAUCGCCCAAUCGUGCGCUCAAAAAAGGAUUUCAGGUCUUAUUACAAAUGCAAACAUCAAAAUUACACAUGCAAGACGAAUUUUGCUACAGAUCAAUGAUGCACCUGUGUGCGGUUUACAAGCUGCCAAUUUUAGCCAUACGAGUUUUAUUAAUUAUGCGAGCUGUCGGCAUUCACCCUAAUGCAGUUACCUAUGGUUAUUACAACAAGGCGGUAAGUGAAAAUCCGUGGCCGGAAAAAACAGGCCCAAAGUUGUGGUCUCUUCUCCGAAAUGUAGUUACUGCUAUUGCAAUUUUUCGUAGUUUCUUAAAA